Molecule: messenger RNA, 2773 nt
Organism: Ixodes scapularis (black-legged tick)
Lineage: Eukaryota; Metazoa; Arthropoda; Arachnida; Ixodida; Ixodidae
Product: RING finger protein 145
Exons: 3
Coding region: 275-2083 (602 amino acids)
Cellular component (GO): endomembrane system; endoplasmic reticulum
Molecular function (GO): ubiquitin protein ligase activity
Source: RefSeq, a predicted model, not a curated record
AUAUCCAUUCGUGUUUUGACAGCAAUGACGUAUCGGACGUAUCAGACGUGUGCACCAGGAGGAGGCAAUAGCGCGUUACCAGUGGAACCUCGGCUGUUUACGGUUUUGGCAUAUGUUGGACCGGCGCUGGGACACGAUGAGUAAAGCGCCGUGCUUACUUUUGUACGACAUUUGCUACGUGAGAAGGUGAAAUCGUUACAUUCGAACGCGCGAGCUUUGAAUAGCUCCCGAGUUCUCGCGGUCGCCGCCUCAAGAUCUUAAAACAGGUGGAACCAUGAGACCAUCAAGAGCCCAAGUGGAGGCAGCCGUGGGCAUCAUCAUGCGCGUCCCAGGGUUGUUCAUUAUCGACUACUGGUGGCAGCACGACCGCAACAAGUCAGUCCCACAGUCCAUGUCGCUCCAAGGGGUCCUGAAUGCAGUGCUGACCAAUCUGGUCCUCGUACAUGGUUUCCUGUUGCUGCUGCUUCCCAUCUCCAGAGUGCGGUCCCUGUACACCAACUUUGUGAGUGCCCUUCUCUUGUUGAGCUCACACCUGCUGUCCAAGUACUACAUCCAAAUGGAGGAGAGCUUGGCCCAAGACCAACACCUAGACAUAGACGAGAGCUUCACCCGGCGGCAAGUGGCAGCUUUUCUGGCCCACGUGGUGCUCGCAUGGAUGGUGUAUGAACUCCUUGAUGGGCCAUACCGGCCCCUGCUCCCCAUUCUGUCCUGCUACACCCUGCCGGUGCUGGCACGUGUGUUUGACUUUCCCUGGGAGUCGUUAGAGGUGCUCCACAACUUCGGCAACGCCCUCAUGUGUGUCAGCGUAGCUUGCUACCUGUAUAGCCAGCUGCCGUCAUUGAUAAGCUUCCUCAAAGAUGCCUACCUGGACACAUUGUUGCUCACGAUGCGCUUUGGCUGGAUUGGCCUGAUGACGCUCUUCUGGAACAAGCUGUUUGUUCCCACCCACUUCCUGGUGUUCUGGCUGAUCGAGUUCUGCGUGAAGCUGGCGGAGAUGUAUCCGACGUGGGAGAGUCCCUGGUACUUGCUGGUCCUCAGCUCGGCCAGCGGCGUCUGCUCGAGCCCUGUGACGCUGGUGGCCUCCUCGGUGACAGUGUCAUACCUGGCUUACCUAAUCCUCUCCGGCACCAAGGCUUUCCUGCACGGCAGCCUGAGCUUUCUCAACGACCACCCGAUGCACAGUGGCUGGACAGAGGGCAUCACUAUGCUCUUGCUGGCACUACAGACGGGCCUCACCGAAAUCAAGAUGCCGAGCCGCGUCGCGGUACUGCUUAUCAUCCUGUUCAUUGUCAUGUCUUCGCUGCUGCAGUCGGUGUUGGAGAUCACCGAGCCAGUGGUGCUUGCGCUGAGUGCUUCACAGAGCCGCCAGGUAGGGCGCCACGUGCGCACCCUGGGCAUGUGCGCCUUCCUGGCAGCGUUCCCAUUGCACAUCACCUGGCGGCUGGCGUCUCUCUUCCCCAUCGACUUCUGGAUGAUGAUUGUCCUCUCGUCGUGCAUCCUCACCUCGGUGCAGGUGGUUGGCCUGCUAGUCAUCUACGGACUGUUCGUGUAUGACGCGUGGCGCACUGAGCCCUGGGAGGCCCUGGACGACGUCAUCUACGUUGCGCGAGCGCUCACCAAGGUGCUCGAGUUCCUUGUGGCUGUCUUCGUCGUGGGGAUGGGCUUCUGGGAGUCGACGACGGGCAAGUGGAACUGGGCCAAUGCCUCGAUUCUGCUCGUCCACUGCUACUUCAACGUGUGGCAGCGCAUGCAGGCGGGCUGGCACAGCUUCCUGCUGCGGCGCGAGGCUGUCCGUAAGACAGAGUCUUUGCCCGAGGCGUCUGCUGAGCAGCUCCUACUACACAACGAUGUUUGCUCCAUCUGCUACUCGGACAUGCGGGCAGCUUGCGUCACCAAGUGCCAGCACCUGUUCCAUCGAACCUGCCUUCGCAAGUGGCUCUACAUUCAGGACAAGUGUCCGCUGUGCCACGCGCACGUGUCCUUAGAGACGCCAGGCGAGUCGGAGCCGGGUGAGUCGGAGCCAGGUGGGACCUCCGAGGCCCCGGAACCUCGAGGGACGCAGGAGGCCGACGCGGCUUCCUAAUGCUCCGCUUACAUUUCCAGUUGUGCUCUGCACAGGGGUCGUUCCAUUUUGCACCUGCGGCUUUGGAGUGCCGUUGGGAGACACUUGGUGGGGGUCCCCGACGAAGAGCCUUCCCAGUGUGUGCGGGGCUCGCUUCAAACUAACGGUACCCUCCACACUCCCCCGGGCGGUCGUACCGGGGACACUACCUUCCAGUUUUAUUUUAUUCCUGUACAUACUCUGUUAUUGCUCUUUGACCUGUACAGCGGUAGCCUUCUACACCAAUAAAAAGCCAUGUCAGGUUGUGUGCGUUGAAACCUAAGCAUGUUCGACGCACUGUGCUUAGUAAUGGUUGAGUUACAUGUGAGCAUGGUGCCUACAUGCAAACCUCUCAAGUGAUAUCUACUAUAAGGUUAUGCCUGCAGGCAUCAAUUCCAUUUUAGCUGAAGCCAUUUUGGUAAAGUCUACUUCCAUUAUAGCACUUGCAGUCGUAUUAAUAUUGGAACUUUUGCAUGUGCUGUACCAUCAUUUCAGUAUAAAGCCUGUCGCCGCGACAUGUUCCGUUCAUAGCCAUUUUUGGAUUGAUGAACUGUGCCAUCUAAGUACAACAGGUUUUCAUUGGCACAUGAUCAUUGAAUAUUAUAAUAAGAGUGGAAGUUGCCAGUUUCUGGUAACUUGCUUGUUUAAUAAAAGCUUUGUGUAAAGCAUUAA